GGGAAGUGGAUUCUAGAAGAAACAAAUCCGAAAGCAGGGAAUUUGUUGAUCAAUAAUUUAUUACUGAGGUUUGGCUGAUAUGGCCGAGAAUGCGGAUGACCAUCCGGACUUGCAAGACGACGAGGAAGAGUCCGAACACGAGGACGACGUGCAGGAGAUCGAGUGGAUCGCGCAGCACGAGGAGGGAAGAGAGUUUGACUGGGUCGAAGAUGCUGAGGUUGUAGUGGCCACACAGACGUCUGGGUCCUUGUCUCUGGAAGUGCCGGCGGAGAGAAGCGGUCACAUUGCAGUGGUUGAUGGGAACUGCAUGUAUGUUUGGGGGGGAUACAAGAACGCUGAGACCGCUGGGCUGUUUGACUUGUACUUGCCGAAAGCCGAGGUCUGGAUCUACAACAUGGAGACAGGAAGAUGGAGAAUGCAGCUGUCUGAGGGCGACUUACCAGCGGCGAUGUCAGGGAGCUGUGGAGUGUGUGUGGAUGGUGUCUUGUACUUGUUUGGCGGUCACCAUGCAAGGGGGAACACCAACAAGGUCUAUCGCCUGCCUCUCAGAUCAUCUGUCCUCCGCUGGGAGAGGAUGAGGACCCUGUCUGGCCUGGCUCCCACCUGUAAAGACAAGCUGGGCUGCUGGGUGUACCAGAACAGACUGGUGUACUUUGGUGGCUAUGGUUACAUUGCACAACCUGAGCACAGAGGGAGGUUUGAAUUAGAUGAAAAUUCAUUCAUGGGCAACCACCAAGGACGAGGCUGGAACAAUCAUAUCCAUAUUCUGGAUCUUGAAACACUGACCUGGAGUCAGCCAGUCACAAAGGGAAACGGCCCAUCUCCCCGGGCAGCUCAUGCUUGCGCGACAGUGAAAAACCGCGGCUAUGUGUUUGGCGGACGUUUCUUGGACUAUCGGCUGAACGACCUGUAUUAUAUAAACAUGGACACCUGGGAGUGGAGUGAGAUGUGUGUCCCUCAGAACGGCCCAGUGGGGCGGUCCUGGCACGCUUUCACCCCCGUUUCCACAGACCACAUCUUUCUCUUCGGAGGCUUCACCACCAACAGAGAGACCCUGAGUGACGCGUGGUUGUACUGCGUGAGCAGGAACGAGUGGGCACCGUUUAAACACAACCACACAGACAGCCCGAGGCUGUGGCACACUGCAUGCAGAGGUCCAGAUGGGGAGGUCUUUGUAUUUGGAGGCUGUGCCAAUAACCUUCUGUCUCAACAGAGAGCUGAGCACAGCAAUGAGCUUCUGGUGUUUGCUGUUCAGCCCAGGUCAUUGCUACGGUCGUGUAUGGAGGUUGUGGUGCAGAACAGGACACAGUUGGAGCCAAUGUGGGACUUCUUACCCAAACACCUGCUGCACAGCCUCAAGGAGAGAAUGCCAAGCAGUAACACGGGGGGGUCCUAA
Messenger RNA from Chanos chanos (milkfish), 1396 nucleotides. It is a transcript of the gene klhdc2, whose product is annotated as kelch domain containing 2. Bases 80 to 1396 code for a protein of 438 amino acids. Lineage: Eukaryota; Metazoa; Chordata; Actinopteri; Gonorynchiformes; Chanidae. Gene Ontology annotation, molecular function: protein binding. The transcript is spliced from 14 exons. The record is from RefSeq and is a predicted model, not a curated record.